AUGUCGGGGGGAAGACGCGCGUUGACCGCCAUGGUCCCGUCCCUCUCGGACAAGUUCAAGUCGGCCGAUUCAGACCUUCGAAUCAUGGCUCUUGUGGACCUGAACAAAGAGCUCCAGCACAUCCUGAACGAGAAACCGGUGGCCAAGACCGCCUCCCGCACCCAGGACCCUUCCUACACUGAUGAAACUGCUGAGAAGAUCCUGACGGAGAUGGUUCUUGGUCUGCUUGGGGACUCGAACGCUGAGGUUAAAAACGCCGCCGCUGCCUGCAUGUCACGGAAAGCCCGGCCAAACUACCUGCGCCAGAUUGUCGCCAACGUCACUGAGGGCAUUGGGAGCCCCGGACUGAAGGUCGACGAGGAGAGUCGUGACAUCUGCUGCCUUGCGAACCGUCAGCUGGCUUCAGAGCUGCUGCAAAUCCUCGCGGACAUCUACGCCCGCUUCGGAAACGCUAUUGCUUCCAACGCCAAGCUCCAGGACCUGUCGCUGAGCUGCUUCCUCGAGGUCAUGUCAUCGGCGCCACUGUCCGUCCGCAAGCGCGCCGUUCCUGCUCUCGCGUCGUUCAUUUCUAUCUGUCCUCAGCACUUCCAGAGUCUGAAGUCUGAGAUGUCGCAGGGCUUCAGUGCUGGCGGCGACACUGCGAAGGCUUGGGUUGCAGCGGUGGCGGGUAUUGCCAAGACCUCAGCUGCAGGUGAUGUGGGCGCACUGAUUGCCAACGACAACCUUGUCGACGUGAUUCUGAAACAGGCGGACGACCUGGAGGAUGCUGACGCUGUCGAGGGCGCUCUGACCACGCUGGCUCUUCACUGCCCAUCUGAGCUUUCACCUUCUGUGCCCAAGAUUGUCGAGCGUGCGCUGCAACUUGUGAAGUACGACCCGACCCGACGAUCUGCCGCCAAGCUGUUGACAGCUAUCAUUAGCACUCGCCUGGACCUCCUUCAGGACCUCUACAAGACUGCUGCCCCUAUCCUGGUUGCGCGGUUUGCCGAGCGCGAGGAGUCGGUCCGUCUCGAGGUUAUUGCCGCGUUCAACGCCCUGCUGCAGCAGACCGCCAACGCUCGGUCGGCGGACCUUGCUGCUUCGGGACGCAACAAGCGCAAGCGCAGUGAGGGCAUGGACGAGGACUCGAGCCCGGAUAGCAUCACUGCUGCUCUCCUGACGAUGAGGUCCCAAAUCGUGAAGGCGAUUCUGAAGCAGACCGCUGCCAAGACGGUCGCCACGCGCCAGGAGAGCUUCGUCCUGCUGCGGCGGAUCGUUGAGGCUCUCGACGGCGGCCUGGAGUCUGAGGCGGACACGCUCUGCCAGGCGGCGAAGGGUGCCCUGCGUUCGUCGGACAGCACGACGCCGUCGCUCACCAUCGCCGUUCUGACUUUCCUUGCCGCUUUCUUCAAUCACCACGUUGCACGCAGCUAUGCCGAACACCUCUCCGAGCUGACUACUGCCAUCACGCGGUGCAUGAAGGACAAGCUGCAGCGUGUAAACUUUGAGGCGUUCGCCACGGCUUCGGCUCUCGCCCAGUCUCUCCGGCCAGUUCACCCCGGCUUCCGUGCUGGUUCGGGAUCGGCUUCGCCUCUGCGCCAGGGAUAUGACGGACCUGUUCGCCAGCUGUUCCAGGCGACGGCCGAGGUGCUGGGAGCGACAUCCGUGGAUGGUGAUGUGCGUGAGAGGGCCCUGAUCACUAUGGGUGACCUUCUUGUUCACGAGGGUGACGCUCUGUCCCAGGAGCUCUCGUCUGCUCUGGAGCUCAUCAAGACUCGUCUCUCGAACGAGAGCACCGCGUCCACCGCCACGGUCGUCAUCGGACGUCUUGCUGAAUCCCCUCUCGUCAGCGGCCCUGUCUUUGAUGCCUGGCUGCUCGAGGUCCUGCAGGAGAUUGUCGUCUCGAUUCGCCGCAACAAGCGCUCCGCUUCCAAGGCGGCCGAGUUCACGACUCUCGAGCGCAUUCUGAAGCGUGUUGGCAACGCCCUUCCCGCCGAGGUCGCCGAUGGCAUCAUCCUCGAACUUCAACCCUUCAUCGACACGCCGGCCGCGCUUCGUGUCGUUGCUCUCGUCCUCCAGGACCAGCCUGCCAGCCGCACCUCAGUUGAGCAGAACAUCCUCCCCGAGGUGCUCAACGUCAUUCGCAACUCUGCCACGGCUACUCUGAUCGACGAGCUGCCCUCCUUCUUCUCCACCUACGUUGCCGGUGACCCCGAGUCAGCGCUCCGCCUCGUCCCGACGCUGGUCAUGAACGUCACAAAGGGCAGCAGCGCCGACUCGACCCUCAGCCGUUCGGUCGCCUUCCAGACGACAGCCAAGUGCAUUGGUGCCGUGGUCGCAACCAGCCAGCGUAACACGUCUGGCAUCCUCGCCACGUUCCAGAAGACGCUCGAGUCCAAGUCGGCUUCCACGCCCGAGCUGUACCUGGCCCUUCUCUCUAUCGGCGAGAUUGGCCGCGAGGAGGACCUCUGCGGCAACGGUACGCUGUUCGCCGACGUGCUCAAGUUCUUCAACAAUGAGAGCGAGGAGGUCCGCACGGCUGCAGCAUUCGCCGCUGGUAACAUGGCUGCCGGCUCGCCCGAGACGUUGCUCCCGCAGCUCAUUCAGCAGAUCCAGAACGCCAAGGACGAGGCUGGUCGCUCGCUCCUGCUCUACGCGCUCAAGGAGGUCAUUCUCAACUCUUCGCCCGCCGAGCUCGAGAAGCUGACCGACAUUCUUUGGGGCCCUCUCUUCGGCGAUGUGGCCGCCAGCAACGCGGCCGCCGCCGUCAGCGACGAUGGUAUUAGGAACAUCAAGGCGGCGUGCAUUGGCAAACUGACCGCCGUUACGCCCGGACGGUUCAUCCCGCAGCUGCAGACGAUGCUGCAGUCUACCCCUCAACAGCGCGCCCUCGUCGCUGCGUCUAUCCGGUACACGCUCAUCGACUCGAGCAGUGCGUCGAACGAGAUCAUUGCGCCCAUUGUGAAUGACUGUCUGACCUUGAUGGCGGACGAGGAUCUUGUCGUCCGCCGCCUGGCUGUUGCAGCGCUCAAUGCUGCGGCUCAGAACAAGCCGUACCUCGUCAUCGACAAGCUGGGCCAGCUGCAGCCCUACCUUUACCGUGAGACGGAGAUCAAGCCGGAGCUGCAGCGCGAGGUGCAGAUGGGACCCUUCAAGGUGAUCGAGGACGACGGACUGGAGAACCGCAAGACCGCCUACGAGGCCAUGUACACGAUGCUCGCGAGCUGCUUCAACAAGAUUGACGUGCCCGCGUUCACCGAGCGUGUCAUGGCCGCCUUGCGGGAUGUCAACGAAAUUAAGAGCCUCGGACUCAUGCUCCUCCUUCGUCUCGCGAACCUGGCCCCCGCCGCCGUCAUUCCCAAGCUCGACGAGGCCGCCGAGUCGCUCAAGACUAUCAUGAAGGACCUCGAAGUCAAGGAUGACACCAUCAAGCAGGACCUCGAGCGCAAAGAGGAGAUGCAGCGCUCGACGCUCCGCACCGCCAUUCCGCUGUACAACAUGAGCACGCCCGCGCAGGCGCCCGUGUUCCACCAGUUUGUCGGCGGACUCCUCAAGAUGGACCAGUGGAAGGAGUUCCGCGACUACCAGACCUAA
Messenger RNA from Trichosporon asahii var. asahii CBS 2479, 3573 nucleotides. RefSeq lists its product as uncharacterized. The coding region runs from base 1 to 3573 and encodes 1190 amino acids. The transcript has 8 exons. The record is from RefSeq and is a predicted model, not a curated record. Lineage: Eukaryota; Fungi; Basidiomycota; Tremellomycetes; Trichosporonales; Trichosporonaceae. Gene Ontology annotation, biological process: protein ubiquitination; SCF complex assembly. Gene Ontology annotation, cellular component: nucleus.